Molecule: messenger RNA, 2474 nt
Organism: Truncatella angustata
Lineage: Eukaryota; Fungi; Ascomycota; Sordariomycetes; Amphisphaeriales; Sporocadaceae
Product: tetrapyrrole methylase
Exons: 1
Coding region: 469-2178 (569 amino acids)
Biological process (GO): sulfate assimilation; siroheme biosynthetic process
Molecular function (GO): uroporphyrin-III C-methyltransferase activity
Source: RefSeq, a predicted model, not a curated record
ACAUGCAAGCUUGAAUUGAAUUAUAGAUCUCCGAGCGACAUCCGCGGGGUCGAUUGAAUCUCCUGCGGAGCUUACCUCUUCAGCCCUUACGAUUGGCCGAUGAGUCCCCUAUCAGCCGUCUCUAGCGGCGAGGCGACGGCUGCAAGCUCGAAUUACGCCAUCGCAACUUUUCUCCUUAGCGGGGCAGACAUGUUUCGAUAACAUGAAGAAUACAGCGACUCCGGAGGCGCAAUUGACUCUUGUCAGUCAACAGCAGACCCUCGGUGAUUAUUUGAUAAGGUAUAGUAUAGCCCAGGGCUUCCGGAUGGCUUCACUUUCCCAGCUGCUGUGCGCGUGAACACAUAUCUUCUCUCCUUGUUGUUACGUUCUUCCGCUGGGCCAUAUCUGGUUUCGCAGACUGCCCCCUCGUCGACGCUGUAGUUGGUGUUAUAUCCUGUUCUCACUUACUUUCUGCUGCAAUCGAAGUCGAUGAUGGCUUCCCAUGUCUCCCUUCUCACAGCGACUGAUGUUAGGUCGCACGUUCACCUGAUCAUCGGCUCGAACCCCCUUGCUGCAGGCCGUUGCAGCCAAUCUCUGAGCGUGGGCGCCACUCCGAUACUCCUUGCGCCGGAAUCAGCAGAACUGCACUACGCGUUGCAGAAGCGUGUCGAUGACGGCCAAGUCGAGUGGAUAAAGAAGUCCUUCGAAGACACCGAUCUUCUAUCUCUGGGUAGGGAAGAGGUCGGCCAUGUUGUGGACACUGUAUUUGUAACCUCAGGGCCGCGAGAUCCUCAGAGUGCACACAUUGCGACUGUAUGCAAGCGAAAUCGAAUUCCAGUCAAUGUCGUCGACUCACCCCAGCUCUCGAGCUUCAGCCUUCUGUCCUCCCAUACGGACGGUCCUCUACAGAUCGGCGUCACUACCAACGGUCGGGGGUGCAAGCUUGCAUCUAGAAUUCGACGAGAGAUCGCCGCCUCCUUGCCGCAGAACUUGGGUUCCGCCUGCCUGAGACUGGGCGAGGUGCGACGGAGGAUACACGAAGAGGAUGCCUUGUUACACCAUGCAUUGGCAGACGGCGAAGACAUCGACGACUCGACCGAUCAGUCAGCGUCGUUUAACAAGUUGGUGACAGAAGCGGACUUGGAUGCCGCAAAGAACAGGCGCAUGCGCUGGCUCAGCCAAAUCUGCGAGUACUGGCCGUUGAAACGUCUGGCUGCUGUGAGCGACGACGACGUCAACGCCAUACUCAAAUCCUAUCCGGGCAAUGGCACGCCUGAAUCGAUUGGUAGACCUGCAGGUUCUGCCGAUCCUGCUUCACGGGGUCGUGUCAUUUUGGCGGGUUCGGGUCCUGGCCAUCCAGAUCUUUUGACCCAAGCAACGCACAAAGCCAUACAGUCUGCAGAUCUCAUUCUGGCCGAUAAGCUUGUGCCAUCGGGCGUUCUGGACUUAAUUCCUCGUCGCACGCCUGUUCAGAUUGCGCGGAAGUUCCCUGGAAAUGCCGAUGCUGCUCAGCAGGAACUCCUGGAGAUGGCCUUGGCAGGUCUGCGCGAGGGCAAGACUGUGCUGCGCCUAAAGCAGGGAGAUCCAUACAUCUAUGGCCGCGGAGGCGAGGAGCUUGCGUUCUUCCGAGAGCACGGCCUAGGCGAUCGAGUCGUAGUCUUGCCUGGAAUCACCAGUUCACUCUCUGCGCCUCUAUUUGCCGGAAUACCGCCCACCCAACGCGACGUAGCAGAUCAGGUCCUGAUUUGCACCGGCACCGGCAAGAAGGGCAAAGCUCCGAAUCCACCAGAAUAUGUCGCGAGCAGGACCGUCGUAUUUCUUAUGGCAUUGCAUCGCAUUUCAGGCUUGGUGCAGGAACUCACACAGUAUACGGAGGCUGAGACGACGGCUUCCGAGGACGACUCAAAGUCACAACAAUUACAGCCGAGAAGACCGCUUUGGCCGGGCAGCACACCAUGUGCUGUGAUUGAGCGCGCAAGCUGCCCAGAUCAGAGAGUAAUCAGGACCACGCUCGAUAAAGUAGUCGAGGCAAUUGAACAGGAAGGAAGCCGGCCGCCGGGACUACUAGUCGUUGGCAACGCUUGUGAGGCGCUUUGGACCAGGGAAAAGGGACGAAGCUGGGUGGUAGAAGAGGGCUUUAGAGGCUUGGAGUUGGGCGACCAGCUCGACCUGGGCGCUUUGAGCGCCAUCACAGCGUAGGAAGCACAUUGCAUGAUCCUUGGCAGCAUUCGCAUUUACAGCAAGCAUUUGGGCGGCGUUCUACGGUGCUUCAUAUAAUUUGGAGGUUAGCAAUAUGACGGCUGGACGCAUCACGAUCCAAGUAGCCAGUAUUGACGGUAGUUUACGGUCAAUCAAUGUAUAUUUGUUAAAAAGAAAUAUUCACAACGAUACUCAAAAAGGCAAGUUUCUGGCCCAACACGAUCUAGAGGUGCACUGCGAAGGCAUUCCGUACUGUACAAGCUACGCCGGUGGAUGAUACUACAAUCAAAUGCCCC